Messenger RNA from Zonotrichia albicollis (white-throated sparrow), 1904 nucleotides. Lineage: Eukaryota; Metazoa; Chordata; Aves; Passeriformes; Passerellidae. The record is from RefSeq and is a predicted model, not a curated record.
AGGAAGAGGAUGCUGAGGAGGCGCCAGAAUUUCAGGUGUCUGGGAAAAUUGGAGCAAAGAAGCAGAGGAAAUUAGAAGAGAAACAAGCCAGGAGAGCGCAGAGAGAGGAAGAGGAAAAAAGGAAGGCAAAGGAAGAGGAGGAGAAGAGAGAAUAUGAAGAGUACCUGAAGCUGAAGGAGAGUUUUGUGGUUGAAGAGGAAGGGGUUGAAGAGUCAAUGACAGAGGAGCAGUCUCGCAGCUUUCUCAUGGAAUUCCUGGAAUAUGUUAAGAAAACAAAAGUUAUCCAGCUGGAGGACAUGGCUUCACAUCUGGGUUUAAGGACACAGGAUGCAAUUAACAGAAUCCAGGACCUGAUGGCAGAUGGCACCCUGACAGGUGUGAUUGAUGACCGGGGAAAGUUCAUCUACAUCACAGCAGAGGAGAUGGCAGCCGUGGCCCAGUACAUCAGGCAGCGAGGCCGAGUGUCCAUUGCAGAGCUGGCCCAGGCCAGCAACUCCCUCAUCAACCUGCAGCCUGACAGCAGAGCUGUGGCUCCCACCCUGGCCUGAGACACACACACUGCACGAGUUGAAGCUCUUAAUGAGUAAAGCACAUAAUUAAAGGCAAAUGAGAAGUUCCCAGGGCCAUUGGGGGUGCCUGAAGGUAGGAUGAUGCUCUUCUGAAGCACCAGCUGCAAACUAAAAAGUUUUGCUUUUCCUUCUAUUAGAACUGCUGUUAAAUGGUAAAAAUUGAUUGUACAAGAGGCUGGCCAGGAGCUCAAACACUGGUGCACCUGUAGCCAACAAGAUCAGUAAUUUAUCCCCUGGCAGCCAGUCUCAUGUUGCUAUAAACAAAUUUAUUGUUGUUUGCAGAUUCUGAUGUCUGUAUCAAAUUAUUUGGGGUUGUUUGCAUUCAGGAUUCUCCAGGCUUGCUCUGCACGGUGGAGCUGUUUAACUUUGUGGUGGACACAGCAUUUGCUGCUUUACCCAGAUUGGAAGGAAAGAGUAAAAAAAAGAAAAUACAAAAAGUGUGUCUUUGUUCUUGCUGAAAUACAUCCUGAAACCCUGGAAAGAAUGGAUGCUCUGUUCAAAAUUCCAGGGGCUAUUUCAGGAACCCUUUGCUAUACAAAUAUGUUUUCCUUGGUUUAUGUAACAUGAGAAGUUUGCUUGCAGACAAGCUGCAUCAUUUCCCCGUGGCCAAGAGACAGAAACCCCUCCAGGGAAGGGCUGAGUGGGCUCAUUUAUUUAUUUAUUGUGCAGGCCAGUGCUGCUGAUACCAACCAGAUCCUGGUGAUUCAUCCUUUGAAGUCAGAGCCAGCUCAGAGUGUCUGAAGGCCUCAGACACCCCCACCCCUUGGCCUCUGUGUGCUGCAGGUCUGGGGGCUUUUAAAUAAAAACUUCAGGCACUCUGAGUCAUGCAAUUAAUGUUCCAAGUUGAUUAUUAUUAAUGUGUUAAUUGUAUGGGUCAGUGUAUUUCCUGCAUAAAAAUUUUUUUUUUUCAAUCAUUCAUUUAUUCUCCUUUCUGAAGUCAGCAGAAUUUAUGUGGAUGAACAGUAACUGGGGAGGACAAGAGGUUUUGUCCCUGCCAAAUUUAGAGGUAACUUGUGCAGACUAAAAGCCACCUUAUCAGUGGGAUGAGACAGCAAUAAAACAAUGGAAGGAAACAUUUCCUUUUCAUCUCUGCACUGCUGCUGGGUGUCAGAGUGCAGGAGAGUGGAGUUCCACCGGCACCACGUGCUGUGAAAGAUCAGCACAUCCUGAGUGCUCUGCAACCACAGCCAGCAAAGAGAUUUUUUAACAUUUGAGGCUUCUAAAGUCUCUUUCUUAAGGAUUGCAUAUUAAAUUUUAAAAAAAUAUUUGGGUUUGCCAUUAUUUUUUGUUCUGUCUUAAACUGUUCUUGUAAUAAAAUUGACGAUAUUGAAAGAA